GGCUGCCCUCGGAGGGGCCGGGGCGGGGCGAGUUGGCGAAAACGAAAGCGAAAGGCGAGAGCGAGUCGCCGGUAGCACGGAGGGAGUAGGGAGAGCGGUCCCGGUGGGCAGGGCAGGGCUCCCCGCGGGACCGGGGAUGGAUUCGGAGGAGGAAUCCUUCGUCCGGCUGCAGGACGAGAGCCUGCAGAGCCCCGAGCAGCUCCGGCAGGAGAUCGAGCGCUGCAAGGAGCUUCACACUGCUCUGGAGAAAGAAUGUGCAAAGCUACAAUCGGCCAAGGAAGCUGCAGAGCAAAGGACGCAGGAGCUGAAGAAAGAAGAACUUCAUAAAGUUUUAGAGCAACAGCUGCCUUUAAAUGGAGAUGAAGAAAGAGCACGCCAGAUUUUUACAAUAAGGGAGGAGAACAAGAGACUGAGGCUGGAGAAGCAGGUUCUAUACAAUAAACUGGAAGAAUUGAAGAAGAGGGUCUUCUGGAAUGAUCCUGUGCAGAUACUGUCUGCCCUGCCAGAAAAGAAAAUGAUCUUUAAGGGACUCCCAGCAAACAAGGAGGACAUGAACAAGCUGAUGCUCAUCCCACUGAUCCGCUGCCCUCUGCCAGGGGGCUCAGCUCUCAUCACCUUUGAGGAGGCAGAGGUGGCCCAGAGGAUCAUAGAGAUGAAGGAGCACACGGUGGAGCUGAGCUGUGGGCAGCUGGAGGAGCUCGACCAGUGCAGAGUGAAAGUGCAGGCAGUGCCCAUGGACAUCCUGCUGCCAUCUGCCCUGGAGAUCAGGCUGACUCAGAGUAGCAGGAGCAUCCUUGUGUCUGACCUGCCCAGCCUGAGCAUCUCCAAGGAGGCACUGCUGGACAAGCUGGAGCUCUUCUUCAGCAAGACAAAGAAUGGGGGCAGCGAGGUGGAGAGCAGAAGUUUCCUGGAGGACUCCCAGCAGGUGGUGCUGACCUUCACACGGGAUGGAGUGGCAGAGCCGCUAAUUGAAAGAGGACAUAUCCAGGUGCCCAUUGGGAAAGGGAAAUACAAAAUCAAAAUAUCACCAUACAUGAGUGGAGACAUCUCUAACCUGCAGCUCCAGCCCUCCCGCUGCCCCAGGACCGUCCUGCUGCUGGGCAUCCCCGAUGUGAUGAGCGUGGAGUCCAUGAGAGACGCCCUGGAGAUCCACUUCCAGAAGGCCAGCCGCGGCGGCGGCGAGGUGGAUGCGCUCGCCUACGUCCCAGCGGGGCGGACAGGGGUGGCCGUGUUCGUGGAGGACACUGCGGGCUAGUCCUGGCCAGACACGGGCUGGUCCUGUCUCAGCCCGAGGCUGAGGAGCUCCGUGCGUCCGUUGACCCGCGGGCACGGGAGAAAUUAAAAGUGUCUGUUGGAAGCA
Messenger RNA from Melospiza melodia melodia, 1360 nucleotides. RefSeq names its product interferon induced protein 35 (gene IFI35). Gene Ontology annotation, cellular component: nucleus. The transcript has 9 exons. NCBI's taxonomy places the organism in Eukaryota, Metazoa, Chordata, Aves, Passeriformes, Passerellidae. The record is from RefSeq and is a predicted model, not a curated record. Bases 137 to 1255 code for a protein of 372 amino acids.